AUGUUUGAGUCAUUUUUCAUAGGAGGAGGAGUCCGAGGUUAUAACAGUCUCCAUGAAAAUAUCCCGAUCGACAUCAACUCUGAAGUUAUCGAGCAAAGCCUUGCAGUUCUGCACCGAGACGGCUUCCUAAGUCAAGCACUCCGAUCUUUUAAACACUGCGAGUUGAACUCUAAAGGUCAUCAACAUGAAAGAAGGCUUACCGAAAUCGUACAGCGCUUAGAUGAUAAAUAUGGCGAAUUCUUAAAGAGAAAGAACCUGUUAGAGUUUACAGUAAACAAGAACUGGCUUGAAGAGGCGCUCAAAAUCCCUGCUGAGGGAUCAAUGCGAUCAAGAUAUUACAGCGAUUAUAUCGAGCCUGCAGUAGAAGCAUCGGAAGACAAAUGCCGAUCUCAACUUAAGCAUACAAUCGACAAGGAACUGGAAGCGUUGACGGGUGUUGAAAAAGAGUCCUACACGAAGGAUAAGGAAUUGCUCACAUUCUCUCCCGCUACAAUCGAGCGCAGUUUCGCGCUUCUCAAGCCCUUCGACUACACAGAACGAUAUUCACUCCAUUACAUUCUCUUACGCAAGUACUCUGGUGAUGGAAACAUGACACACAAGGAGGCAGACCGAGAGGCGAAGAUUCUCCUUGAUGAAUAUAAGACAGAGCACUUUAAGAGCUUGUGUGAAGAGUCGAGAGAGUUGACCGACUGGCAAGAGCGAGAGACGGUGAGAGACUGGAAGUACUGGAAAGAGACAGAGUAUGAUCGCAGGGCGAAUAGUGUAGGGUAUGAUGAGUUUGAGGAUGAUGAAUCUCAAGAGGACGGGUUUGAAGAUGAAGAAUCGGAAGAUGAAGAAUCUGGAGACGACGAAUCUGAAGGCGAAGAAGCUGAGUCUGAGGGUGAUGGAGCAUCUAGCUCGGCGGGUAUGGAUAUCGAUUUGCCGGAACCCGCCAGCGAAGAUCUCACUACUCAGAUCUCAGUGCUUCAGAUUUCCAACAAGAAGUCAAAUGGCGAAGCUGGCGGGGUGACAAAGACGGCCAAGAAGCGUCCUCUUGACAACAGCGACGACGCUGAUGAGGCAGCCCCGUCAGGUUAUAAACGCGCGAAGGUGGAACAUUGGCGAGAGCGCUUUAAUUUUGGAUGGAGUUAA
Molecule: messenger RNA, 1131 nt
Organism: Fusarium musae
Lineage: Eukaryota; Fungi; Ascomycota; Sordariomycetes; Hypocreales; Nectriaceae
Exons: 1
Coding region: 1-1131 (376 amino acids)
Source: RefSeq, a predicted model, not a curated record